CACAUAUUUUGUCUACGCCCUAUAGUCUAAAACUUCGCGUGUGUGACCCGUGGAACAUUAUUUAUAAUAUGAUCUAAUUAUAGAUUUAUUUCGCGUAUCGAAGUCAAAAGUUAGUUAGAAAGGUGUGUGUGUGUGUAGUCACUCGGUAUCAGUGCACAACGAUUGUAAAAACAUGUGUUUCGAUGUGAAUAUAACUUGGUGAACAACAUUACCAAAGGAUACAUGUCAACAAAUUGCAAUUACUCCAAGUAGCGGCCGCUGGAGUGUUGUUUGAUUGUGGGAGGAAUUUAAGGGAACUUUGUCGGUUAUUGUAAAUUGAAUGUAUGAGUCCGCAAUCGGUGAUAUCGACAGUGUAAUGAACUUAACUUUACUUCCGGUGUUUUCGUGAUGGUGUAUCGUGAUUAGUAUCGUGUGAUAAAACGGCGGGAUGGCGAACCCUACGAUCGGGGUAUCGUUUGACCAGAAUGACAUGACCAGCUGGUACUUUGGCGGGCUGUCUCGUGCGGAGGCAACAAAGCUACUACUCAAUGAGACUGAAAGCGGAGUCUUCCUCGUCAGGGAUUCCAAAACUAUUCAUGGAGAUUAUGUUUUGUGUGUCAGGGAAGACGAUCGCGUAUCACACUACAUCAUCAACCGCGUCAUAUCAGCUGAUGGUACCACGAGGUUUAGGAUCGGUAACCAGCUGUUCGCGGACAUGCCAGCGCUAUUGGCGUUCUAUAGACUGCACUAUUUGGACACGACGCCAUUAGUACGGCCCCUGCCGCAAGCGACCGCACAAGCAGCACCCACAGCCCCACCUCAUCUAUACCACGUCCUCGAGGUGGUGAUCGCCAAAUUUGAUUUUGAUGGCAGUGAUGCAGACGAUCUUCCGUUCCGUCGCGGAGAGAAGCUGAUGGUAAUCAAUCGGGAUGAAGAGCAGUGGUGGACGGCUAGGAAUGCUCAGGGCAGAACUGGCUCCAUACCUGUUCCAUAUGUGCAGAGGCUUCUAGACCCAGCAGGUAUGCCAUACCCACCUAACGAGGCAAUAAAUCAGUUCGGCGACCCACCCAGCCCACCUAACAAUAAGCAACCGCAGAAAGGAACUAACAUGCAGCGGACGCUUCCAGCGCUGGCCCGUGUAAGACAGUCGAGGGUUCCCAACGCGUAUGAUAAGACAGCGCUAAAACUGCAGGAGGGUGAUAUACUCAAGGUAACAAAAAUGAAUAUAAACGGCCAAUGGGAAGGCGAGCUGAACGGUAAAGUCGGUCACUUCCCUUUCACAUACGUGGAGUUCCUCGACGACGUGGCCAGCUAAACGUGUGACCAAAUAUAACCCACUAAUUAAUCGUGUUGCAAGUGUAAUUUAUAAAAUAAAUUAUAAAAGUGGUUAAAAAGUGAUCGAAGAAUACAUUUAUUGUAUAAUAUGACAGAUCUUUUUGUGACUCGUGAGAAUGUUACAUAUUUUUAAUCUGUACAUGAUAAAUAAAGGACAUUUAUUAUGUAUUACAGUAAUGUAUUGUCACACUUCACUGCAGAAUUAUGUUAUAUAUACUUAAAAAUAAUAAUAAUGAAGAUUCUAUGGUUGGUUGUGUUAUGUACUUGAGUAUUUUCAAAAUUUUUUUUUUUUUUAUCGAAAUUAGCAAAGGCAACACAAAAGAUGACUAAAUAUCAAAAGCAAUUAAUUAAUCUAAUAAUUAUAUAUUGAAAAUAUAUAAUUUCAUGUAUAUGUUUUUAAUUAAAUAAUAUAAAUAUAUUUAACCAACAUUUUGAAUAUAAUUAUUAAAAAUGGACUGUAUGUUGUGUCAAAACUAUAAUUUAUCGAAAUAAAGUUGAUAAAUAUAAAAAAAAUUAAGUACAUACCAAACAUUAUCAUAAGACAUUAUUAUGCAAAGUAACAUGGACGAUAUUCAACGGUUAAUAUAUAAUUAAAUGAUCAAUUCAUAACAUAGUUAGUAGUGAAGUGUGAUUGUCCAUACAAAUUGUGCCCACCGAUACGGGCUAAGUUCAAUGUAUACCUGUUACCUUACAGCUUCCUUCAAUAACAUUUGCUACGUCUUUCAGAAACUUUUACACGCACAAAACUGCUAUAACAUUUUUAAUACAGCUAUGAAAUAAUUUGCACAUAUUCUCUAUAACUGUAAUACUAAAGACCAAUUUUCUAUUUCUCUAUGCUUUUAUUAAUCUGUACACAUUAUCACUACACCAUAGACUAAGGACCAAACUUUUUUAAAUAUCUUUUUAGCUUUAACUUUCAAAAUGUAUUGCUCAUGACUAAUAGAAAAUAUAUAAAACAAAAUAAAAUGUUUAUGUAUAUUUUAUGGCCGGGUCAUUUACAUUAAGUUUAUACUUUUUAUAUUAUACCACGAAAUAACGUUAAUUUGAUUGUAUAGUUUGUUUUUUAAAUAUUAAUUUAAUUAACACGCAUUUUUAUAGUUUUGUUACAUUUCCGUAAUGAAGCACUUGGAAUUGUUGGCAACACUGAAUUCAAUAGACCUAAGAUAAUGUUUUAUAAUAGUAAGUAACAUUUCGAUAAAAAUAUUAAAAUGUAUAAAACAUCGGCUAGCUGCAAGAAUUAAUUGAAACGAAAUAAUUUAAGACAUAAUAAUAUAAAACAAGCUUUAAGUUUACAACUGGAGUCUAAAAAUAUUAGGAAUUCCUUCGCUAAAGUUUGAAAUAAAAAUGCAUUUGCAAUAUUAUAAAAUAUUAAAUAUUAAUACAACAGAAAAAAGUAGCACAGUAUUAUUAUUACAGGCACUAGGGACAUAACAUCUUAGUCCCCAAGGUUGGUGGCGCAUUGGCAAUGAUAAAGGACAGUUAAGGAUUUUUAAAGUGCUUAUGUUUGCCGUAGAAAAAAUUGUCUACUAUUGCAAGAUCAUCGUGACAUAAUCUGUGUUGAUAAGGCUUAUAAUUUUAUUCAAUUAAUGUUUUUGCAGUAAGCCGUUAUUACUAAAUGUUGUUCCGUAUCAAGGAUUUGACGGUUACAUCGAAAUAGUUAAUAACUGCUUUAUACAAUUUUACAAUUUAUGCUGUUAUAUAAUUGUUAAAUAAUACUCGGAUAAAAAUAAUUAAUAUUAACUGAAUUAAUUCAAAUAAUAAUAUCAUUAUGUAUCGUAUUGUAUUUAAAAUUAACUAAAAUAUAACUGCAAACUAAUUAUUGAAGAAUUAUUGAGAAAAUAUGUUAUUGACAUUCGUGAUUUAAAUUUGAUUUAUGGCCCAAAUGUGAAAAUGCUUCUGGUCACCAACCAUUAGAGGUGAAAAGAAGUACAUAGAUACUUAGUAUCAGCUCCGUAACAUUCAGCUAACAUUCGCUUCUUAUUUAUCACCAACGAAUACACUAAAAGCUUGAGAUGUGCAGAUCUUCAAUAUAUAGAAAAUUCAAUAUUCUAAUAUAUAGAAAAUCAACACUUGCGCAGUACACAUAAUCGUAACUUUUGUUAGAUUUUUUUCUGUUUUCAUAAUGUUAUAUAACUUAAUAUUCAAUUCUUUGAUCAAUUGUCCUUCAUUUAAAAAAAAAAAAUUAUUAUAUAUUUUGUUCGCAGUGACAUAUUCGAAAUUUAAAUUUAAAUUUUGAAAAAUAUAUACAAAUAAUAGUAAAAAUGUCAAAAGAUCAAAUCGAGUUAAGAGCUGAACUUUCUUUUUAAAAUUCGAGGACAAUUGAAUAAUUUCAAUGUUAUUGUAAUUUUUCAUAUCUCGAAUUCGUUUUUUUUUUAUGUAAAAAUAUAUUUAAUUUAACGAUAUACAACCGUUAAUCGGUAUUAUAACUUAGGGGUAGUUGCAAAUACAAUGUUCAGAUCAUUCAUAUAAAUAUAUAUAAGAUUAUAUAUUAUGUAAAUGAACCCGAGUUUAGGUGAUAAAGAAAUUUAUGUGUAUCGCGCCAAUUUUCUAAAAUUGCAUUUUUAAAUACUUCAUUAAUUUAUAGUUAUAUUACAUAUUUUCAAUAAAAAGUAAAGGCAUCAAAUUGUACAAAGCACAACUUUUUUUAUUACAAUAAUCUUUUAAAAAAAUCCUUAAAUAUUUUAAGUGUAUUUAAAAUACUAAAAUACCACAAAAAAAUUUACGCUGUUUUAACAUUUCGCCUUUAAGACGAAUACGAAGAAACUAUAAAGUAAUUCUUCCAAAUUAUUAUAGUCAAUAUUUUUAUAAUAAUUGCUGGUGCAAAAAAGUAUUUAGAUUAGUAUUAUCUCAACUGGACAAGUUUAAUGACAUUUAAUUUUAAGUUAAAAAAAAUAUAUAGCAUUUUUUUAAUUACCAUUUUUUUACUAAUACCAAAUAAUAUACAUUUUUUUCUUGCAUGAAAAAUGUCUUUUCUCUUGGCCAGUAAAAGUAUUGAUUAAAAAAAUGCUUCUCAUGAAGUGGGGGAUAGAUAAAUACCAAAUGUUAUUCAUUGUAUAAAAUCACUAUAUUUUGAGAUUACGAAUCGUAUAAUGUAUGUAUGUAAACUUUUUAAGUCGCGUAAAUCGAAAAAUUUGUCAAAUUUUUUUAUAAUGUUAUGUGUAACAUUUUAGUAAUAAUAAAAUUUAGGAUGAAGUACA
Nymphalis io (European peacock) is the source of this 4511-nucleotide messenger RNA. RefSeq names its product adapter molecule Crk (gene Crk). The transcript is spliced from 7 exons. NCBI's taxonomy places the organism in Eukaryota, Metazoa, Arthropoda, Insecta, Lepidoptera, Nymphalidae. Bases 428 to 1294 code for a protein of 288 amino acids. Gene Ontology annotation, molecular function: protein binding. The record is from RefSeq and is a predicted model, not a curated record.